This is a messenger RNA of Monosiga brevicollis MX1, 1677 nucleotides long. RefSeq lists its product as uncharacterized. Gene Ontology annotation, biological process: poly(A)+ mRNA export from nucleus. The record is from RefSeq and is a predicted model, not a curated record. The coding region runs from base 1 to 1635 and encodes 544 amino acids. NCBI's taxonomy places the organism in Eukaryota, Choanoflagellata, Craspedida, Salpingoecidae. Gene Ontology annotation, molecular function: RNA binding; protein binding. The transcript is spliced from 16 exons. Gene Ontology annotation, cellular component: nucleus.
AUGAAGAAAGGUGGACGUGGCAAGAAUAUCACCAAGACAACAGUGGUUAUUGAUACUCAAGCAGGCGGUGGCAAGGGCAAGGGCAAGGGCAAAAAAGGCAAAAAGGGCAAACGCCUUCAGCGAAUCGCUGAAUCCAUGGCGGAGCAGAUGGGUAACGUCAAGUACCGCCUGCAGGUGUCCAAUCCCGCCAAGGGUGAUGCUGCAACCAUCUGGCAGAUGAUUUCCAACUCGAUUAGCGAGCCUUGCCAAGUCAUUGACACCCGCACCACCAACAAUUCAAUCUUUUUCACACUGGGGGGCAAAGAUGAGCGUGCUGCCCGUGCCAUCAAGCGCCUCGACAAGCGCCUCAACGUAAACGGACAUCAGGCGACCAUCAAGCUGGAAAAAAUUGUCGUCAAAGCCAGCGCUUCUGCCGUCGAAAUCCCUUUGCCGGUCUUGUCUCAACGUUACAACCCCAGCGACAAGUGUCUCAUGCUCCCAGCCCUUAUGCAAGAUCCUGGCAUGGCUGACUUGCGCUCGAUGCCCAACGGCAUGGGCAACAUUAACGUCGCCAACGGCAUUAUCAAUGCCAUCCAGAAGAAUUGUGCCGACCUCGUGACGCUGGACAUGACAAACAACGACAUCACAUCGCUUGCUGCCUGGCGUCGCUUGGGCUCUGUGGCCAAGAACCUCACCAACUUGAGCUUGGCUGACAAUGGCAUCAAGAACUUGAGCGAGCUCCAGUUUUUGCGCACGUGUAGACAAGUGACGCACCUCGUGCUCAAGGGCAAUCCAGUCUUGAAUACCAUGUCCAACCGCAGCGCUUACGAAAAGCAAGUGCUGAAAUAUUUCAAGGGUCUGAAGCUCCUGGAUCAAGAACCCAUUACCACCACUUUGGCCCAGGCCAAGCAAGGUGGUCAGGGCGAGCUGGUCGACCAAGUGUUGCUUCCCGCUGAGCGAUGCAACGUGCCGACCCCAGAGAUUCGUCAAAAUCUCAUCGCCUUCUUGGCACAGUUCUUCACACAGUAUGAUGGUGGACCAGCGGCCCGAGCAAGCUUGCAGCAUCUGUACGCCGACAAUGCAGCGCUGACUCUUUUAGUCCCAAGCAUCGGUCAUGGCGGAACGGGUUUGGCUCGGUACAAUACCACUUCAAAGAAGAAGAUGAAAUCCAUCAACGUGACCAAGCGCGGCCCACGCGACAUUGUCAAGCUGAUCGAGCACCUUCCCAACACGGUGCAUCAGAACGCUGCCGAGCUGUCCAUGAAUGUGCUCAAGAUGGAUGCCUCGGAAGUCUCGUUUGAGGUUUCUGGCCACUUUCAGGAGCCGCGCCCCAAAAGCAAGCCACUCUACCGGGCUUUUCGCCGCACCAUGACCAUCCGCCCCAGCCUGCCCGGCUCGCCCCAGGGUGCUGGUGCGGCUGGCACGGCUGGUGCCGGGAUGGCUGCCAGCAUGGCCGCAGCAGCGCCAGCCGGUGGUGUGCCUGAUCAGGCCACGCAACAGAUGAUGGUCAUGCAACUGUCUCAAAUGAGCGGCAUGAACCAGCAGUUUAGCACCGACUGCUUGGCCAACAACGGUUGGAACUACGAUGCUGCUGUGGCCAACUUUCAGCAGCUGCAAGCUGGCGGACAAAUCCCACCUCAAGCGUUUACCUCAUGAGACAGACGCCACCUUGCUUUUCAGAAUCAAGUUGACAUCCUC